Molecule: messenger RNA, 1815 nt
Organism: Zea mays
Lineage: Eukaryota; Viridiplantae; Streptophyta; Magnoliopsida; Poales; Poaceae
Exons: 11
Coding region: 1-1815 (604 amino acids)
Source: RefSeq, a predicted model, not a curated record
AUGCACCCUCCUCUCCGUCCCGCACCCCCGUCGUCCCCUUCUUCACCCCCCCCCGCACAGCGGCCCGGAUCCCCGCCCCUUCUCGCGCUGGCGGGCGUGGAGAUCGGCUCCGGCGGGCCGAGUCGCGCUGGCGGGCGUGGAGAUCGGCUCCGGCGGGCCGAGUCGCGCUGGCGGGUGUGGAGAUCGGCUUCCGUGGUCUGCGCGAGAUUGACGACGUCGAUGCCCUACCGGCGAAAAUGGAGGUUUCGGGAGGAUCAACGAGCUCGUGGCAGGGUCCCCCUCCAGAGCGAGGAUGUCAAGCUCAUCACCGUCGACGACCCUUUCAUCACCACGGACUACAUGGCCAAAUUUGUGUUGCCUGUUUAUGCCCUUGAAGUAUGGAUACAGAGUUACUCGAUGCUGAAAUGCUCGCACUCUGCGCCGCUGAAGCGUCCGAGAGCUCGGUUCGCGAGGCUGAGCGCAGAGAUUGAGGCCGCGGGGAAGGCACCGGCGGAGCCCAAGCCAAGGGUCGAGCGGAUCUGCGCCAUGCGAGCAUCCCCAAUUCGCACCAAGACAGCGAGGGUCGAAUGUCCCAGCGAGAGGAAGAAGGCACUGACCACGCCGCGGAGCAAGGCCGUUCGACCGAGGCAGGAGCUGUUCCACAGCGUGAAGCACCAGAAGGAGCCGUUGGCCGCUGCAGCUAGGAAAGGGACGGUCGUCAAGUCUCUAUUCAUGAGCACGACGCCAAAAAAGGAACUGGUCCAGACGCCAGCGGCAGACAAGAGCAAGGGGGCGGUGUCCGAGGUCUGUUCGAAGCUGAGGAAGCUGAACUUGGCGUGCCGGGAGGUGCCGAGCAAGUACAUGUCUCAGCCUCAGCCGAAGAAUACGAAGACUGCCAAGAAGAGUGAAGAGACCACGGUGGCCAAGAGCGAGAAGCGGGGGCUGGAAUCCAAGACCAAUGCCAAGAAGAAAAUUUUAGGACGCUCAAUGAAGCGUGCUAAUGCCGGACCUGAUGGAGAGAACCGAAAUGGUUGCAGCACUGCUGUAGACGAGAACUCGCUUGUAGAAACUGCUGGCUCCCAUCAGGAAAGGAAGGUUGUGCUGCAGGAAUUGAGAAUCGAGGUGGAUGCAUCGCGAUGUGGCAAUUCAGAUGACAACAAGGAGAAUGUGUCCAGUGCUCCGAGUGAAGAAGCAUUGGACAAUUCAUCACAUUAUGGAAGUGAAAACAGACUGUUGGAGAACAAUGAUAAUGUUCCUCUGAAGGAGAAUGUUGCUCUGAAGGUGGCCAAAUUGCAGAAGAAAGUGCAUCAAGAGCAGGCAGGAAAGCUCAAGAAAACCACCAAUCCUAGGGUCUUAUGGGAUGGGUGGUCUUUGUUGAAGCAACUGAAGCCCAAUACGCAUUCAAAAAACUACUAUAUACACGAUAUAAUACGUAAUUUUGCCAGUGGUGUGAUGCGGACUGGAGCAUCACCAAUUCACCUCUCUAUUGUAUCUAACGGCAGUUAUGGCCUCAUGGAGUCAUGGGCGCGGGUUCUAGAUUUUUUUGCUAAUGUUGGGGUUGUCAGUGGAAACGUUUGUGAAAAAGAUUCAGUUAUGGAUGUCCCAAUAUUUGACAAGACUCCAAAAUCAAAUGCUCCCACAACCGACAAGCGUGCUGUUUCUGAAUUAACCCCACCCAUAAAUAUUGAAGGACAAAAUACUGUUAAACAUGAUACUCCCACAUCUGGUGCACCACAGUUUGACAGAACCCCAUUGACAGAAUUGCUGAACCUCCCCACGUAUCACGUGAAGAAUGUGCUCGCCAACUAUUUAAGUUCAUUUGUUCAGGACAACUAG